UCACCACUCACCCCAAUCCUCGAAACCAGUCGUUCUCUGGUCCAUUCGCCCACCAUGCCCGGCUCUCUGUCCUUGUUCUCCGUCAAUGCCGUCCUUCUCAUGUCGGCCGACGACGGGUCCCGCAUCUUCGCCAAGUACUACUCCCCUCCUCACCCCCCGGCCGGCACUGCCCCCAACUCGACCGAUUAUCCCGGAGCGAACCCCUAUCCCACCUUGAAGGAGCAGAAGGCCUUCGAGCAGGGCCUCCUCGAGAAGACGAACAAGCAGACCAGCGAUGUGAUCCUCUACGACAACCGGAUCGUGGUGUUCAAGAUGGAGAGCGACGUGAUGCUCUACGUGGUUGGCAGCGCCGAUGAGAACGAAGUCCUGCUCUACAACGUUGUCCUGUCUCUGCGGGAUGCUCUCGGGAUCUUAUUCAAGGGUGCCACCGACAAGCGCACAAUCGUCGAGAACUACGACCUGGUCGCCCUGGCCAUCGACGAGAUCAUCGACGACGGUAUCAUCCUCGAAACGGACCCCGUGCUGAUCGCCUCGCGCGUGAGCCGCGCCCCCGCCCCCGAUGCGCCCAACUUGAAGAGCAUCGAUUUGUCGGAACAGGGUCUGCUCAAUGCGUGGGAGCUGGGCAAGCGCCGUCUGGCGGAGGGUCUGCGGCAGAUGUAAAAACGGGGGCGACCAGAGUGAUGUACUGGUGUUUUGAUACUCAUGCAUGAGGACGUGAUUCUGUCGGCUUCUUUUCUAAUGUGUCUUGUUUAUGUUCUCUGGCUGGUCCUGGCGUUGUAUUGAUCCGCAUGAUAUACUUUUUUUUUUUUUUUU
Messenger RNA from Aspergillus fijiensis CBS 313.89, 813 nucleotides. RefSeq names its product coatomer subunit zeta. The record is from RefSeq and is a predicted model, not a curated record. The transcript is spliced from 2 exons. NCBI's taxonomy places the organism in Eukaryota, Fungi, Ascomycota, Eurotiomycetes, Eurotiales, Aspergillaceae. Gene Ontology annotation, biological process: retrograde vesicle-mediated transport, Golgi to endoplasmic reticulum; intra-Golgi vesicle-mediated transport; intracellular protein transport. Bases 55 to 660 code for a protein of 201 amino acids. Gene Ontology annotation, cellular component: COPI vesicle coat.